UCGGAACUUUGCUGCUUAGCAUAAUUGUGUGGCGGAACAUGAAACGUGGCUGGACUUCUGUAGUUUCCUUUCGGGUGACAUCAGAGUGAUUGGUCUGAGGAAGAUGGCUGCUUCCUUGUUUCGGCUUGUGGGUAGUGGUUUAAGGCUGGGUGCCUGCUCUAUCAACCGUAAUCUUGCUGUGCUGCAGACCAGAUUGGAGAGCUCCUCUACUGAGACACGACCAACUGUCAGACCCAAAGAUGAGGUGACCCAGAAUCGUUUAGCUAAAUUUGGUGAAUAUGUGGCUGAAAUCCUUCCGAAGUAUGUACAGCAGGUGCAGGUAACAUGUUUCAAUGAACUUGAGAUUAUGAUCCAUCCAGAUGGUGUCAUCCCAGUUCUGACUUUCUUGCGGGACCACACCAAUGCCCAGUUUAAAUCUUUGAUAGACCAGACUGUUGUAGAUGUACCUACUCGUCAAAACAGAUUUGAGAUUGUUUAUAAUCUUCUAUCACUGGCUUACAACAGUCGUAUUCGUGUGAAGACCUACACGGAUGAGUUGACACCUGUUGAUUCUGCUGUUCCAGUGUUUCAGGCUGCAAAUUGGUACGAGAGAGAGAUAUGGGACAUGUUUGGGGUUUUCUUUGCCAACCAUCCAGAUCUGAGGAGAAUUCUUACAGAUUAUGGAUUUGAGGGGCAUCCAUUCAGGAAGGAUUUUCCAUUGUCUGGAUAUGUGGAGGUUCGUUAUGAUGAUGAGGUGAAAAGAGUAGUGGCUGAGCCAGUUGAACUAGCACAAGAGUUCCGCAAGUUUGACCUCAGCAGUCCAUGGGAAGUGUUCCCUGCCUACCGAGAAGAGCAAACCCCUAAAAUUGAAGCAGGUGAAAAGAAACUUGAUGCAAAAUAGAGAACAGAUGUUUUCACUUCCCCUUCCUUCCUCUGUGAUGAACUGGCUCAUGUACAGGAUGGUUUAAUAAGCUUAUGGCAUGUAGACCUUUUCAUUUCCUGUUUUGGGCUCUAGAACUUGUUUCUUGUAUUUAUGUAAAUAAAAUUAUCUUAAUAAAUGUCAUUGUUUAUAA
Protopterus annectens (West African lungfish) is the source of this 1052-nucleotide messenger RNA. RefSeq names its product NADH:ubiquinone oxidoreductase core subunit S3 (gene NDUFS3). The record is from RefSeq and is a predicted model, not a curated record. Lineage: Eukaryota; Metazoa; Chordata; Ceratodontiformes; Protopteridae. Gene Ontology annotation, molecular function: NADH dehydrogenase (ubiquinone) activity. The coding region runs from base 104 to 880 and encodes 258 amino acids. The transcript is spliced from 7 exons.